GAAACAUCAAGAAAGGACGAUUCUACUAUAUUUGUCUUAAUUCCUCGUAUUUAGAGCCAUUUAUAUGAUUGGUUUGCUUCUCCACCUUUGACUCAUCUUCUCCUACUCUGCUAUAGACUUUUGGCUUCUCUCUCUCUCUCUUCGAACUUUGUUUCCUGCUCUGUUUAUUCACCAAUGGCUACUGUUUGGAGGAGGCUGCUGACGAAAGAGACGAUCCCCCGCAUCAGGCAAAGCACGAGGAAGCUCUUCUCCACCGAUGCAUCUUCUUCUUUCGCUGAAAGACUCAGAAACCUUCCCAAAGAGUUCCCUGCAACUCAAGCCAAACGCGAUGCUUCUCUGCUCAUCGGAAGAACUCCACUCGUGUUCCUCAACAGAGUCACUGAAGGAUGUGGAGCUUAUAUUGCGGCCAAGCAAGAACAUUUCCAGCCUACUUGUAGCGUCAAAGACAGACCAGCUUUAGCUAUGGUUGCAGAUGCAGAGAAGAAAAACCUUAUCACUCCUGGAAAAACAACAUUGAUAGAGCCAACUUCAGGAAACAUGGGAAUAAGUAUGGCUUUCGUGGCGGCUAUGAAAGGAUAUAAGAUUAUAAUGACAAUGCCUUCUUACACCAGCAUGGAGAGGAGAGUGACGAUGAGAUCUUUUGGUGCUGAGCUUGUUCUCACUGAUCCAACCAAAGGAAUGGGUGGAACCGUUAAGAAAGCUUAUGAUCUUCUUGAGAGUACUCCUGAUGCUCAUAUGUUGCAACAGUUUGCUAAUCCUGCAAACACUCAGGUACUCAAAAGAGUUCUAGUAGAUCAUUAGGUCAUGUAGAUAUAUGGAGUGGAGCCUGCUGAAAGUAACAUACUCAAUGGUGGCAAGCCAGGUCCACAUGCUAUCACAGGCAAUGGGGUUGGAUUUAAACCAGAUAUCUUGGAUAUGGAUGUUAUGGAGAGCGUUCUUGAGGUUAGUAGUGAGGAUGCUAUAAAAAUGGCUAGACAAUUGGCAUCGAAAGAAGGUCUCAUGGUUGGAAUAUCAUCGGAGGCUAACACCGUGGCAGCAAUAAGACUGGCGAAAAUGCCAGAGAACAAAGGCAAACAAACUCAUUGUGACGGUUCAUGCGAGCUUUGGGGAGAGAUAUCUGUCGUCUGUUCUGUUUGAUGAGCUGAGGAAAGAAGCAGAAGCUAUGAAGCCAGUUUCGGUGGACUGAUUUGGUUUUGGUUGAUGAAGAGACUCUUCACUAUAUAAUAUCUUAUCUUGGGAGCAAAAUAUUAUGACAUAACCCACCAAAAACCAAAGUGUUAUAAGUACUGUGUUUAUUUUAUAGACAUUGGAAGAAUAAUUUAUGUUGAUGAGGAAUAUUGGAAAUAAAAGCAUUUUGUGGCUCA
Messenger RNA from Raphanus sativus (radish), 1364 nucleotides. RefSeq names its product bifunctional L-3-cyanoalanine synthase/cysteine synthase C1, mitochondrial. The transcript is spliced from 8 exons. Gene Ontology annotation, cellular component: cytoplasm. Gene Ontology annotation, molecular function: cysteine synthase activity. The record is from RefSeq and is a predicted model, not a curated record. NCBI's taxonomy places the organism in Eukaryota, Viridiplantae, Streptophyta, Magnoliopsida, Brassicales, Brassicaceae.